UUGGGGAAACAAUCUGAUAUAUGUCUGAAAUAUUUUUCGAUUUACAUAAUUUUUUCACUCCAUAUAUAUUUUUUUUAUUUCGCCAUGUCAAAGGAAUACGUUCCAAUAGCUCCAAGUGAAGUACCUGAAAAAGAACUAAAACUUGAAUUCGACGAUCCGCGAUCUUAUUGUUACAACGUUGUCUCCAAAACUGGAAACGUAUGUAUUCCGAAAAGUUGCGGAGUAGUCAAGGUAGGACAGCAGAAGCUAAAAGACGAGAAUGAAGAAACCGUGAUUGACAAAGAACCUACCAAACUGAUUCCAUUUAAACAAGAAGUCAAAAGUUGCAUACCUGCGUCUGGAAAAGACGAGCCCAGAUCUGGAGUUCAGGGGGAAACAGUCCGAGACGAAUUAGGAGGAAUCGCCCAAGGAAAUGUAAACCUGGGAAUUACCGGUUUUGGGUCAACAAGUUCAACUAACAGGACACCAGGAAUGGGACCACCAGGAAUGGGAGCACCAGGAGUGGCUGAUUCAUUGGGCAUCAUGGGAAUUGGAGGACAACCUGGAGCGGUAAUGGGUGCAGUGCCUUCAUCUGAGAAGGAUCGAGAAACAGUUAGCCUGGCUAGACUAGUAGGAAUCGCUCAGGGUCCUGCUGCCAUUAUGGCCUCAUUUGGAGAUACGGAAACAGCAAAGGAAAGUUUGGCCUCCCUAGGAGCUUUGAGCAUGGGUGGUGCAAUUGUGUGCGAGUGCUGCGAGUGCGAUCCAUGCGUUUGCGGUCCAAGAGGAUUGAAUAUCGAAAAUAUCGUAGCUGCCCUGAAAGCGAUGAUGAGUAGUGGAGAAGAUCUGAACAAACUUAUUGCAGCUCUAGGACCAGGAGCUAUGGCUGCCCUAGAAACCAUUAUGGGGAAAGAAAGUGAAGCUGCUGCAGAAUGGGCAGCUGGAACAGCUGGUACGAAGCCGGAACCGGAAGCUCCAAGACGUCCUGCAGAAAGCCCGUCACAAAUAGCCCUAAGGGAAGCUUGGAUGCGGGGAGAUUUCGAUGAAAUGACUUCCUGUCAUUGCUUACCAGGAAUGUGUCCAUGUCCUGGGGGUCAUUAUGUCCUUAAAGCGAAAAAAACUGCAGAUAAGAAGGAUAAAGGCAAGAAAAAGAAGAAAAUCCGUAAGAAAGUUAAAAAAAUUGGAAAAGAUGGAAAGGAAUACGAAGAAUGGGACUGGGCAACGCCAAGUGAUUCGGAUCUUGUAAGCAGACUCUCGGAAACUUGUGUUUGCCCACCAACAAAACAUUUUCUGACUCCCGCAACCUCUGAUGCCGAGGUGAGUGAUCGAUUGGCGGUUCCUAGUAAGAGGAUUUAUUGGGGCGAUUUGAUGGUUUGCACAUGCCCAAGAUUACAGCGAACACUUGCCAUUAUAAAACCAGAAACUACUAAAUUCAAAGACGUGGUCCUGAGAGCGAUCAAGAAUUACGGAUUGGAUUUAUUGUCGGAACGAUAUGUACAGCUUUCUCCUGAAGAAGCUUCUGAGAUAUACGCCAAAUACUACGGCACUUCGAAAUUUCCAAAUAUGGUUGUAUCAAUAAGUCAAGCUCCAAUAAUCGUAUUGUCUUUGGGAGGAAUUGAUGUAGUUAAGAUAUGGAAUCAUAUGAUAGGUCCAGACGGCACUCUUCCCGGAGAAUGGUUCUUACCAGACUGGAUAAGUAGAAAGUUCGGACAUACUGGAGAUAUUGUAGACGCCCUGCAUGGUUCGAAAAAUCUUUUUAGUGCAGAAAAUGAAAACCGCUAUUUUUUCACGGAGAAUUACAUCGAUCCAAUAAUGAAGAACGAAACCGAUGUGAAAGGGUAUAUCAAACAAAAUGUGAAUCCAACUCUUUUGAAAGGAUUAACCCUUCUGGCAAAGAAAAGACCUGUAGAUCCUGUUAUUUUCCUCGCAGAGUGGCUCUUAACGCAUAAUCCCUUUCAGCCUCAUUUCCCCGCUAAUAUUUCUUUAUCUCCAAUCUGACGGAAUAUAUUUAGAGGAAAAAUAAAUUGCGCCUGAAAGCGUAUAAGUAAUACAAUACAUUCAAGAAAUAAAAUACUAGAACAAGAA
Molecule: messenger RNA, 2061 nt
Organism: Coccinella septempunctata (seven-spotted ladybird)
Lineage: Eukaryota; Metazoa; Arthropoda; Insecta; Coleoptera; Coccinellidae
Exons: 8
Coding region: 85-1974 (629 amino acids)
Biological process (GO): negative regulation of oxidative stress-induced intrinsic apoptotic signaling pathway
Source: RefSeq, a predicted model, not a curated record